This is a messenger RNA of Lizanozyma spartinae, 1131 nucleotides long. It is a transcript of the gene ARC40, whose product is annotated as Arc40p. Gene Ontology annotation, molecular function: actin filament binding. Gene Ontology annotation, cellular component: Arp2/3 protein complex; actin cytoskeleton. Bases 1 to 1131 code for a protein of 376 amino acids. The transcript has a single exon. NCBI's taxonomy places the organism in Eukaryota, Fungi, Ascomycota, Pichiomycetes, Serinales, Debaryomycetaceae. Gene Ontology annotation, biological process: Arp2/3 complex-mediated actin nucleation. The record is from RefSeq and is a predicted model, not a curated record.
AUGUCGUUUCCAAUUGUCUACAAGCUCGGUACUGAGCCAAUUAUUGAUCAUGUUUUCUCUUCAAGUGGUGAUGUUCUUGCUAUCACUGUGGGUAACUCAGUAAAGUUGUACAAGGUAAAGGGUCUGUCUAAGCCUGAGCUUUUUGCCGAAUUGAAGGGUCAUAACAAAACGGUUACUUCGGUUGACAUUUCUCCUGAUGGAUCACGGAUUCUCACUUGCUCUCAAGACCGGAAUGCCCUUGUUUGGGAAAUGUGUGAAGGUGAAUAUAAGCCAACCUUGGUGCUUUUGCGUAUUAACAGAGCUGCUACCAUUUGUCGUUGGAGUCCACUGGGAGACAAGUUUGCUGUCGGAUCUUCUGACCGGAUCAUUGCAGUUUGUUACUAUGAAGAAGAGAACGAUUGGUGGGUGUCAAAGCACUUGAAGAAGCCUUUGAAGAGUACUAUCACUAGUUUGUACUGGCAUCCCAAUAACGUACUUUUGGCUUGUGGCUCUACAGAUGGUCACACUCGUGUAUUUUCUACCUUCAUUAAAGGUUUGGAUGCUAAACCAGAAGCUACUGCUUGGGGUUCCAAAUUGCCUUUCCAAACCCUAUGCUCUGAUUUCGUCAGUGAAACUGGUGCCUGGGUUCAUGGUGUUGCAUUCAAUGCCACCGGUGAAAUAUUAGCCUUUGUCAACCACGAUUCCAGUCUUAAUAUUGUCUAUCCACAAGGUGAGGGUUUGCCCCCAUUGGCCUACCAUCUGGUUAAAACUAGCCACUUACCAUUCAGAUCAUUGGUGUUUGUUAACGAUAACAAAAUCGCCGCAGCAGGUAACGACAAUGUAUUGGUUGUUUUUGAAGGUGAUCAAAAUGGCUGGAAGGAACUUGGACCUACAGAAAAGAUAUUGGACCCUAUUGUCAAGCACUCGUCAACGUUAAGAAGUGCUGAUGACGAUGAUGAUGAAAUCUCCUCACAUGAUGCUUUGAACAUGUUCAAGCAGUUGGACUUGAGAGGUAGAGUCACGAAGACCACUACUGGUGGAGCCAACCAAUCAACUUCUCAUCAAAACACCAUUACUUCGGUUAAGUUAUAUUCGCUGAGCCAUGUCAGUACCUCUGGUGACGAUGGAAGAGUUGUUGUCUACAAAGUUUAG